Messenger RNA from Bipolaris maydis ATCC 48331, 2019 nucleotides. Its product is annotated as Sec1-like protein. Gene Ontology annotation, molecular function: syntaxin binding. Lineage: Eukaryota; Fungi; Ascomycota; Dothideomycetes; Pleosporales; Pleosporaceae. Gene Ontology annotation, cellular component: Golgi membrane; cytosol. Gene Ontology annotation, biological process: endoplasmic reticulum to Golgi vesicle-mediated transport; intracellular protein transport. The record is from RefSeq and is a predicted model, not a curated record.
AUGGCCGUCUCACUGCGGGACCGCCAGAUAGCCUCAAUUAAACGCCUGCUCAACCUCAACCCCCCGGCCGACGGCGAUGCCGCCCAGGACGAGUCCAACGAGCCCACGAAUCCCGACAUCGCAUGGCGUGUUCUGGUCUACGACGAUGCUGCCAAAGCCGUCGUCAGCUCUGUCCUGCGCGUCAAUGACCUGAGGGCGGCGGGAGUCACUGUGCACUUGAAUCUCAAGUCGCGCCGGAGCCCCAUCCCAGCGCCUGGAAUCUAUCUCAUGGCACCCACAGCUGAGAACCUAGCCCUCGUCACCAAGGAUCUGAACGACGCCCUGUACACCCCCGCAUAUAUCAACUUUCUUUCCAGUGUGCCCCGCCAACUGCUAGAAUCAUGGGGCGCCGAAUUAGCGACCAUGCCGGAAGCUGCUGGCAAUCUGGCGCAGAUUUACGAUCAGUAUCUCAACUUUGUUACAUUGGGACACGAUCAAUUCAGUCUCAACAUUGAUCAGUCUUACUAUCGUCUGAACUCGUCUAAAACCGAAGAUGCAGAACUCGACGAGCACAUGGAUCGCAUCGUUUCGGGGCUCUUCUCCGUCGUCGCUACCAUGGCCGUCGUCCCAAUCAUAAGAGCUCCUAGUGGCGGUGCUGCCGAACUCAUUGCUGCCAAACUCGACCGAAAGCUACGCGAUCAUGUACUCAAUAACAAAGAAAGCCUCUUUGCAUCAUCUUCAACAGCCUCCCGUCCAUUACUCGUCAUCGUAGACAGGAACGCCGAUCUCAAUCCAAUGUUCAGUCACAGUUGGAUAUAUCAGAGUCUCGUGUACGACGUCUGCAAUUUCCACCUGAACAAGAUCGAAGUGACUGUUCCAAAGGACAAGAAUAAGCCAGAGAGCGGUACCAAAAAGCAGUCGUACGACUUGGCAGCAACCGAUUACUUCUGGAACCGCAACGCUUCGCAACCUUUCCCAAAUGUCGCAGAAGAAGUGACAAACGAAUGGACAAAGUACUCGGAAGAUGCGGACGCGCUUACCAAAAAGACGGGAUCAUCGUCACUGGACGACCUCUCAGGAGAAAGUAAUCAUUUCGCAGCACAUCUCAAAGGCGCGAUUUCUCAACUGCCAGAACUGCGAGAAAGGAAGGCUACUAUUGAAGCUCACAUGUCUAUCCUCGAAGCUGUGAUGGAGGGCAUCAAGGAACGCAAACUCGAUGAGUUCUUCCAGCUGGAAGAAGAGAUUGAAAAGCAGACCAAAUCGUCCGUUAUGGAGGUACUUAAAGACCCAGCCAAGGGAAAUGAUCCCAUGGACAAGUUCAGGUUCUUCCUACAGUGGUACUUGAAGACGGAACAAGAGGUGUCGCGCACCGAGCUAGAAGGCUUUGAGAACGCUCUCAAAGCCGCCGGCGUAGACACAGCAGCCCUUGCAUACAUCAAAACAGUGCGCCAAAUUACACAAAUGAGCAUGCUCUCAACUGCCGCUCCUACACAGCCCGCUCAAGCAUCUUCACAGCUAUUCGGCGGCUUCACCAGUCUUUCAUCAAGGGUAACGGACCGGUUCAAGGAAGCCGGUUUGGGCGCCAACUUUGAAGGCGUGCUUUCGGGCAUCAAAUCAUACCUGCCUGCCAACCAAGACCUUACAAUCACCAAAAUUACAGAAUCACUAAUGGAUCCUCAAAAUGCUACAACCAGCGCGCUCAACAAGACAGAGAACUACCUCUACUUUGAUCCCCGAUCUGCCAAUGCACGAGGUACCCUACCUCCUGCAAGCCAGUCGCGGAACCAGCAGAGUACUGUCGGACGCGGAAUUGAUGCGACAUUUGGACAAAGGCGACAAGGCUUCUCAGAAGCCAUUGUCUUUCCUGUCGGUGGUGGCAGCAUGGACGAGGAGACUAACAUCCAGGCGUGGGCCAAGCGCACAAGCGCCGCAGCUGGCACUGGUCCUAAACGAAGAGUUGUCUACGGUAGCACGAAGUUGUAUUCCCCUCGUGAGUUCAUCGAGGAGGAACUAAUCCCCCUGGGCAAGGAGAGUACGUAA